Cloeon dipterum is the source of this 1491-nucleotide messenger RNA. RefSeq names its product protein yellow-like. NCBI's taxonomy places the organism in Eukaryota, Metazoa, Arthropoda, Insecta, Ephemeroptera, Baetidae. The coding region runs from base 1 to 1491 and encodes 496 amino acids. The record is from RefSeq and is a predicted model, not a curated record. The transcript is spliced from 5 exons.
AUGAGUUGGUUCCUCCUUCUACUGACUUUACUGCUCGGUCUGUCCGCGGCCUCGAUCAACUUCACUACCGUUUUUGAAUGGACGUCUUUUGACUUUGUGUGGCCCUCAGAAGAUUUUAAGAAAGAAGCUGAGAGAAAUGGAAACUACAAUCGCGACAAAAUUUUACCAAACGAGCAUGUCAUUUACGGGGAGAGGGUGUUCAUCAGCUUGUAUAAUACGAGCAAACACCCCAGCCCUUUUACCCUGACCUGGCUGCCAUUGACUGAAUCUUCAAAGGCUCCAAAACUGAAACCCUUUCCUUCAUGGAUAUAUCAUGAAAAAGGAAACUGCAGGACCAUGCAGCAAAUCACGGGCAUGGUGGUUGACGUUUGUGGUCGACUUUGGGCCGUUGAUAACGGAAAUUCGAUUUGUCCAGCUAAGCUCUGGAUCUUUGACCUAACGGAAGGCGAUUCGGUCAGCCUGGUCCAUCAAUUCACCAAUGAUACCGUCAAUCAUGCUUAUAAAUACCGGAAUCUGAAGUCCCUGGUCCUUGACGAGAAACCGAUCGACACUUUAGCGUACAUUCCUGACUAUACGUCGAAAAAAAUAAUCGUGUUUAGCCUGAAGAAGAAUGUAUCGUGGGCUAUCGAAAUUAAGGGUAUCAACAUUAGUUCAAUUGCCCUUUCGCCAAUAAAGGGCAAGCAAUUGAUCUACCUGGGAUCUUGGAAAGAAUCCAAAUUAUUUUCUGUUCCUCUUUCGGAUUUAAGGAGAGGAAGAAGUAGUACUUCUUUGACCCCUUCUCAGGUUAUUAGCAAUAAGACAGCCAGAUCCUUUAGAAUGCUCAUGGACAACAAAGGAAAAUUGUAUUUUGACCUCGAAUCGUUGAACUACGUCGGCUCUUGGGACACCACUGCUCCCUUCAAGGAGGAAAUAUUCUACAAGGAUGAGCGACCGACUAUUCAUUCUUUUUACCGCUUCAAGUUCAGUUUCGCCUUUGACGCGUGCAAUAAUCUUUGGAUACUGACCAGAAGGUUGAAUGAAUCGACACGGUGCGGAAGGAAUCCCCCGAGCUACCCGAGUUAUCUCACACAAAAAUACGAACUGACCACUGUCAAGCCUACAAGGAGGCCACAAACUUCUACAACUGUCAAAGUGUUAAUUCAAUCAACGGCCGUUCAAGUUAUUCCGACUGAAAAACCGCAACCUAAGGAAGAAACGCCUUCCUUGUUGUGGGGCCUUUUUGACGUAGAUCCCAUCGAAAAAUCUCACUUGAUCCUCGCUUUGAUCUGCUUCAUCCUUCUCAAUCUGAUUUUCUUUUACAUUAUUCUGUGGUUGGCACUCUGGGUGAAAGGACUGAAGAAAACGAUCAACCGGACCAAGAAGGACAACCAGGAAAUGUCUGGUUUUCCUUCGGAGCCCGCAACCUCGUAUUACGAAGUCCAGCACGAGCAGUUGGACGAGGAUAUUUACGACGACGUCGGCCCCUCAAUCGCCACCGCGUCACGCUUCUGA